Messenger RNA from Peronospora matthiolae, 1041 nucleotides. The record is from the annotation of a GenBank genome assembly. NCBI's taxonomy places the organism in Eukaryota, Oomycota, Peronosporomycetes, Peronosporales, Peronosporaceae.
AUGCGAAAAGACGGUCAUGUGCUGGCUAUGGGCAUCGAGGGCAGUGCGAAUAAACUGGCUGUGGGGAUACUCUGGUACCGAACGAAUGGCGAGACCGAGAUCCUGUCCAACCCUCGCAAGACGUACAUCACACCUCCAGGCCACGGAUUCCUGCCGCGUGAGACGGCGUGGCAUCACCAGAACCACGUUGUGGCUAUUGUUCGGGCAGCGCUAGUAGAGGCUAACGUCUCUCCAGACGAGCUCGACUGCAUUUGCUACACAAAAGGUCCAGGCAUGGGUGGUCCGCUGCGCUCGGCGGCUGUGUGCGCGCGCAUGUUGUCGUUACUGUGGAAGAAACCGCUCGUGGGCGUCAAUCAUUGCGUUGGACAUAUCGAGAUGGGCAGGACAGUGGCCAAGACGACGAACCCAGUCGUGUUGUACGUCAGUGGUGGUAAUACGCAAGUCAUUGCCUACUCGAUGCAGUGCUACCGCAUCUUUGGCGAGACAAUUGAUAUUGCUGUCGGAAAUUGCUUGGACCGAUUUGCGCGAGUGCUAAAGCUUUCGAAUGAUCCGAGUCCCGGAUACAACAUUGAAGUGUUGGCGAGAGAAGGCAAAAAGUUCAUUGAACUGCCGUAUAUCGUGAAAGGCAUGGAUGUGUCGUUCUCGGGCAUCUCGACGUUCGUCGAGAAAGAGGCUGACACCAAGAUUCAAUCUGGCGAAUGUACAAAAGCAGACUUGUGCUACUCGUUGCAAGAAACGAUUUUUGCGAUGCUUGUGGAAAUUACGGAACGUGCGAUGGCACACUGUGGACAGUCAGAGGUGCUCAUUGUCGGUGGCGUGGGAUGCAACUUGCGACUGCAAGAAAUGAUGGGCAUCAUGGCGAAGGAGCGUAAUGGUCGCGUGUGUGCAAUGGACCAUCGUUAUUGUAUCGAUAACGGUGCGAUGAUUGCUCAAGCUGGGGUCUUACAAUUUCAAUAUGGGGACACGACACCACUGGAGGAGGCUACGUGCACUCAAAGGUUUCGUACUGAUGAAGUUCCCGUGAUUUGGCGAUCUGAUUGA